Messenger RNA from Trichoplusia ni (cabbage looper), 2154 nucleotides. It is a transcript of the gene Taf5, whose product is annotated as transcription initiation factor TFIID subunit 5-like. NCBI's taxonomy places the organism in Eukaryota, Metazoa, Arthropoda, Insecta, Lepidoptera, Noctuidae. Gene Ontology annotation, molecular function: protein binding; RNA polymerase II general transcription initiation factor activity. The transcript is spliced from 12 exons. The record is from RefSeq and is a predicted model, not a curated record. Gene Ontology annotation, biological process: transcription initiation at RNA polymerase II promoter. Bases 127 to 2085 code for a protein of 652 amino acids. Gene Ontology annotation, cellular component: transcription factor TFIID complex.
UGUCAAUGUUGUCAAUUAACUGUCAAAUAAUACGACCGCGACGCCUUGUCGACAAAAUUGUUCAAAAUACACAAAAAUAAAUAAUAACAAGUGAAUGUAAUCCGUGGCAAAGUCGAUAAAACAACAAUGGGUGAAAAAAAUACUCCGCUUUUAGCGGUUUUACAGCUUCUACGGAAGUAUAAUCUUAAGGGUACAGAAGAUAUAUUGCGAAAGGAAGCUAGCUUAGGCGAUGUUGAGUUUGAGAACUUGGAUCUUCCUGAAGUCGAGUUAGCUAGCAUACUCACUUCUCACCACACUGAAAGUGAUCCCUACAGCUACGAAUUUGCUUACGACAACCUCAAAAAGUUUAUUGAAAACUCAUUGGAUGUUUACAAGUAUGAAUUGUCUACACUUCUGUAUCCAGUGUUUGUUCAUAUGUAUCUGGCAUUAAUAUUAUAUGAUCACAAUGAACAUGCAAGUAACUUCUUUGAGAAAUUUGGGGCUGAACAAGAAGAUUAUUGCCAGGAAGAUCUAAUGCGUCUUGCGGCUGUUAAGACUAAGGACCAAAUCAAAGGCAAUGAAUUAGCUGAAAUAUACAGUACCAACAAGUUUGUUGUCCAGCUGUCAAGAGAUGCAUCAUCGCAACUUAAACGCUUCUUACAAGAACAAAAGAGCUCAACUGUUAUAAUAAAUAUCAUAAACAACCACAUACAAGUUGAGGUACAUGAUGGCCCAGGCAGGACACAGGCCCAAGUUCGAGCUACUGCCGGAGGGAUGCUUGGAGAAGCUACUAGAAAUGAGAACCGCACUAAAGUUUACUAUGGAUUGCUGAAAGAGCCCGAUAUACAAGUUCUGCCUGCACCAGUUGAAGAUGAAGAGGAAGUGGAAGAGACCCCAGACAAACCCAAGAAGAAGAAGGCAAAAAAGGAACACAUAUUCAUGAAGAAACCCAAGUCGGAUCCCAAUGCCCCACCAAAUGAGAGAAUACCAUUACCAGAGCUGAAAGAAACAGAUAAAAUAGAAAAAGGAAAAGCUCUAAGGGAAGCUUCAAAACGAAUCCAACUGGGCCCAGACAGCUUGCCGUCAAUAUGUUUUUAUACAUUGUUGAAUAGUGGUCACACUGCCAUUUGCACUGAUAUUUGUGAUGAUUCUACAUUACUUGCUGUGGGUUUCAGUAACUCCAGUAUAAAGGUGUGGACACUGACUCCUGUGAAACUCCGGGGAAUGAAAUCUGCUGAGAAGCUACAGGAUAUUGACAGAGAAGCUGGCGACGUACUCGUCAGGAUGAUGGAAGAAAAGGAUAGAGACACAUGUCGGACUCUAUUUGGUCAUUCUGGCCCAGUAUAUAAAGUUAUGUUCGAUCCAUUCAAAACCAUGCUUCUCUCUUGUUCUGAGGACUCGACUGUACGAUUAUGGUCACUUCAAUGUUGGACGUGUUUGGUGGUGUUCCGAGGCCACGUAUGGUCAGUUUGGGAUGUGCGCUGGUCACCGCAUGGCCAUUACUUCGUGACUGCCGGCCACGACCGUACGGCUCGACUUUGGGCAACUGAUCACCAUCAGCCGCUCAGAAUAUUUUCAGGACAUUUAUCAGACGUCGAUUGUGUCCAGUUUCACCCUAAUUCGAACUACGUGGCUACAGGUUCUAGUGACAGAACAGUACGCGUGUGGGAUUGUUUGACGGGAACGCAAGUCCGGAUUAUGACAGGCCACAAAUCUACGAUAUUUACUUUGGCGUUUUCGGUUUGUGGAAGAUGGCUAGCUUCGGGAGGAAAUGGAGAGCUCAUUGUAUGGGACAUUUCAACAGGAUCUCCAGCUGCAUUGAUACCGCCGACACACACUGCGCCUAUACAUGCAUUAGCAUUCAGUCGUGAUGGAACAAUAUUAUCAUCUGGUUCAUUGGAUUGCAAUAUAAUUUUAUGGGAUUUCAAUGCCAUAACAGAAGAAGCCAAUGGUGAGGAAGCUGGAACUACUAAUAAUACUACAGUUCAGAAGGAAGACAAAUUUUUGUUACGUUCAUUUGCAACAAAGAAUUCACCCAUAAAAGGGUUACAUUUUACGCGACGUAAUCUAUUGCUUGCAGUAGGUUCUUAUGAAGGGAGUUCUUAAAAUUCUGUAGUUCUUGCAGUGUUUAUUAGAUAUUAAGAAUUUAAGACUAAAUAAAACUUCUACCUAUUA